This is a messenger RNA of Tarenaya hassleriana, 1391 nucleotides long. RefSeq lists its product as uncharacterized. Lineage: Eukaryota; Viridiplantae; Streptophyta; Magnoliopsida; Brassicales; Cleomaceae. The record is from RefSeq and is a predicted model, not a curated record. The transcript is spliced from 3 exons. Bases 191 to 1312 code for a protein of 373 amino acids.
CUCUCUCUCUCUCUCUCUCUCUCUCCCUCUCUCUCUCUCUCAUCCAGUCAGGACAGAGCCAAGUAGAAAAAUCUGAUACAUCAAUAAAAGAGCAAACUGUCUAUCUACUCUCACUGUGUCCUCCUCUGAUUCUUUUUUUUUUUCUGGGUAUCUAAAACUUUCCCGGAAAAUAUUUUACAGAGAGAGGAGAAUGUCGGGAGGAAGAACGAACAGGAAGAUAUCCGCAGCUUCUGCGAGAUCGCACACCAGAAAUACUAAGAAAAAAUCUUCUUCUGGUGUUUUGAAGACAGUCCUGUUGGUGGCCUUCGUCGGAGUGGCAGGCUGGCUCUAUCAGGCGACACAACCUCCGCCGCCGAAACCCAUCUCUUCCACCGCCGGCGUGACGGCGCCGCCGAGGAUCAAACUCAGAGACGGAAGACACUUAGCGUACAAGGAACACGGAGUUCCAAGAAACGAGGCCAACUUCAAGAUCGUAUAUGUCCACGGCUUCGAUUCUUGCCGUCACGACAACUACUUCGCCGAUGCCUUGUCUCCUGGUAUGGUGGAGGGAAUGGGGAUAUACAUGGUGUCGUUUGAUAGACCGGGGUAUGGAGAGAGUGAUCCCGACCCGAACCGGACGCCAAGAAGCAUAGCUUUGGACAUAGAAGAGCUUGCCGAUGGGUUGGGACUUGGUUCCAAGUUCUACGUCCUCGGUCUCUCCAUGGGAGCUCAAAUCACUUGGACCUGCCUUAACUACAUUCCUCACAGGUUGGCGGGAGCGACGCUGGUUGCACCGGUGAUAAACUACUGGUGGAGAAACCUACCGGAAAACAUGGCGAAGGAAGGCUUCACUCAGAUGCUUCCAGCUGACCAAUGGGCUCUUCGGGUGGCUCACUAUGCGCCCUGGCUAACCUUCUGGUGGAACACUCAGAAAUGGUUCCCCAUCUCUAACGUCAUCGCUGGAAACCCCGACAUACUCUCCCGUCAAGACAAAGAGAUCUUGACUAAGCUCGGAUUCUCCAAACCCAACCAGGCUUACGCAAGGCAACAAGGGGAAUACGAGAGCCUUCAUCGGGACAUGAUAGUUGGGUUUGGCAGCUGGGAAUUCGAUCCUUUGGACAUCAAAGAUCCGUUCCCGAACAGAGUCGGUUCCGUUCAUGUGUGGCACGGCGAUGAGGAUAGGUUCGUGCCCGUGAAGAUUCAACGACACAUCGCCGAAAAUCUUCCAUGGAUUCAGUACCAUGAAGUUGCAGGGUCAGGCCAUUUCUUGCCUCUUGUUGAUGGGAUGGUUGAUAAGAUCGUCAAGACACUAUUGGUUGGGGAAGAAGAUUGAGUAAAAGCAAAAUGCCGUUAUCUUUGAGUUGAACAUUUUUGGUUUGCAGCAACUUCAUGAACUUUCUUUCAGUGUUUAA